CCGGCCCGAGUACACCAUUGUCCGGAUCAAUCAAUACCCGACCCGACUACCGUGGCCAAUCCAUCAAAAUAUCAAACUUAUCACCUAAAUAUCUUCUAGUUCGAUUCCAUCGAUAGUGUUUCUAAUCGGAGAUCGGCCGGCGUAUUUCCGGUUACCGGAGGUUAAUAUAACAGCUUUUAUGCACUUUAUAUGUUUGUAUAAACCUAUACAUACAAAAAUUAGGGCUGUUUGUAUGUAAAAAUGCCACCUUGGGAAGAUGAUGAUGAAGAUGAAUCGCUCGCUCGAUUCCUCGAAUCUGAGCUCUCCGAUCAGGAGCCAGAGCAGACACAAGAAGAUGAGGAAAAGGAAGGGCCAGCACAGAAGAGGCCGCGCAUGGAGGUUGAAGCUGAUGUGACUGAGGAAAGGAAAUUAACCAGUUCCCCUUCCCCAAGUCAAAUUCGAAGUCCUUCCUCUUCAAGAAUCGUCAAGUGUAAUAGUAGUGGACAUCGUGUCGAAGGUGGUAUUGAUAGAGUGAAAUCAAGUAGAAUAGAUACUGGCUCGUUUAGCAAAGUGCCUCCGGAGUUAUUCCAUCACAUCCUCAAGUUCCUCUCAUCCGAGGAUCUCGUUUCUUGCUCAAUGGUCUGCAGAUUUCUCAGCUUUGUUGCUUCUGAUGAAUCCCUCUGGCGUCACUUGUACUGCAUGCGAUGGGGUCUUCUACGACCAAAGAGUAAUUAUCGUGAUUGUGCUUGGAAGAAGCUUUACAUUCAGCGUGAUGAAGAAGAUAUGGUUGAGUUUGUUAGAAAUUGUCCAUCUGAAUUCAAAGAGUAUUACAUCCAAAUGCAGACGGCAAAGAGAAGCCAAGCACCUAUUCCUUCUCAGGAUGACCGUAUGAUUGUGGACAAGACAGUUGCUGAUCAAGUCUAUACGUGGAAGAGCAGUAAAGGUUUAAUUGGUCAGGUGGCUACUGAUCAUGCGUGUUCCGGAAAGAGUUGCUCUUACUAUCAGAUAGGUGAUGUUUUUGUAUGUGAGAAGACAGGAAAUAUUCAUGUGUGUGAUGAUAAUUGCAAAGAUGCUUCUGUCGAUCCCGCAAAUGGGCUACUAGUUUGUACAAUAUCUGGUCACUGUUUUGAUAGAUUGAUGUCACCUUCUGAUGAAAUGGAUCAAGACGCUGAUCAGCAACAAGAUGGUAUUACAGAUGAAGCUGAGCCAUUCAUGGGAUCCGGCCGUUUCGCACGAGCUUAUUUGUUGGGAUAUAACUGUGCUGACGAGAAAGAGUUAGAAGCUUGUUUGAAGUUUUGCUGAUGCGUCACGGGUUUUGACAUUCUAGAGAAAACCAAUGUUUUAACUUAAUGUUGUUUGUAAACUUCAUGUUACAUUGCUGAAUGUCUGUCUAGUAUUUCUGAGUAAUAAGCUUAUCAAGUUAUUGAAUCGUUGCCUGAAAGGGUAACACACAAUUCGUAAUCAAAUAAUUAUCAUGUUGUAACGCUCGUUUUAGUUUAAUGUUCAAGUCUAUAUUCAAAGA
Messenger RNA from Daucus carota subsp. sativus, 1501 nucleotides. RefSeq names its product F-box protein SKIP31. The record is from RefSeq and is a predicted model, not a curated record. Bases 241 to 1281 code for a protein of 346 amino acids. Lineage: Eukaryota; Viridiplantae; Streptophyta; Magnoliopsida; Apiales; Apiaceae. Gene Ontology annotation, molecular function: protein binding. Gene Ontology annotation, cellular component: cytoplasm. The transcript has 9 exons.